GGCUGUGCAUUCUUUAGCCGGGGACUAAUUUCCAGUCCUCCACUUGGGUCUGGGUAAACAGCACCGCCCCGAUGGUUGGUUGUUUGUCUUAAGCGUGGGGCGAUCCAUCGCACAGCGCCGGGCUCGAUUGACACUGUCUGCUGAUCUGCUACUGCGGAUUGCUCAGAAUAACAAGGCUGCUCGCUAAUUCCCGUCUACCGGGGCUUUCGGCGAAACACCGAGAGAGUAGGGUCCGAAAAAAAAACCCAACAAGGCAGGCAAGAACGCCGCGCCGCCGUCGUACGCACCCCGGAAUGGCUUCGGGAGAUCUUUACGAGGUGGAGCGGAUUGUGGACAAGAGGCGAAACAAGAAGGGUAAGUGGGAGUACCUGAUCAGAUGGAAAGGCUAUGGAAGUAAAGAGGACACCUGGGAACCAGAGCAUCACCUGCUGCACUGUGAGGAAUUUAUCGACCAGUUCAACAGCUCAAAGCGGCAUUUGCACAAACGACCUAAGGUCCCAAAAAUUCCCGGGGAGCCCCUCUCAACCAGCCAACAUACGGCAACGGAAAUUUCCAGAGCCCGGUCAGAGGUCCGAAAGAAGAAAAGGACUAGUGGUCCAGCUGUGGGGAUGAGAGUUGGAUCCGUUUUAGGGAUUGGAAGUAGUGGAUUGGGGCCAACUAAGAAACAGAAGAAAGUAGUUGCUGGAGCUGGGAAGCAUACUUUAGGGGAGAGAAUGAGCAAAACCAUGACAUACAAGGCUCAUCCAUCAAGUGGAACUCACUGUGUUGCCCCGUUGAGGGUUCCUCAUAAUGGACUUCAGAAUGGAGAGAUGGAGCCUCUUAUGUAUAGUACAUCAGCAAGGUCACAUAGACUGCCUUCAGAUAGGAUGGAUACAGAACUAGGACAAAAAGAUACCGCUGGACCGCAGUUCACAACUGAACUAGGUAAGAUCUUAAUAGAGCUGAAUGAUGUGAUCAUGAAGGAAGUCUGUCGAGCUUUGGGGAAUGCAGCUGCUGACGAUAGUAAGCUGUUACUCCUCAGCUCUGUGGGGACAGUUUUCUGCAGUGGCCUGGAGCCCUCCUACCUCAUAGGACGCUUGUCCACCGACCGAAGAAAAGAGAGCAGCCGAAUUGCAGAAGCUGUACGGGACUUUGUUUUGGCGUUUAUCCACUUCAAGAAGCCUAUUGUGGUGGCAAUAAAUGGGCCAGCUUUGGGUUUGGGGGCAUCCAUCCUGCCUCUGUGCGACGUUGUGUGGGCUAGCGAGAGGGCGUGGUUCCAAACGCCAUGUGCAGCCCUUCACCUCACCCCUUCUGGAUGCUCCUCUUACACCUUCCCCCAGAUUCUGGGUGUAGCUUUGGCCAAUGAGAUGCUGUUCUGUGGAAGGAAACUGACAGCACAAGAAGCGUGUAGUCGAGGUCUGGUAUCACAGGUCUUCUGGCCAACCACGUUUAACCAAGAGGUGAUGCUGCGCGUAAAGGAAAUGGCAUCAUGCAAUGCAGUGGUUUUAGAAGAGUCUAAAUGCUUGGUGAGGAGCAUCGUCAUCCCGGUGCUAGAAGAAGUGAACGAGAAAGAGUGUCAGAUGCUAAAACAGCUGUGGUGUUCAACCAAAGGACUGGAGGCGCUCUUCAGUUACGUGCACAGUAAGGCCAGUGAAAAGUAACCAUCCCGAGUCAGAAGGGGGAGUCCGGUCUGCGCGGGUCCAAGCCUGCCUGGGCCGGGGCAUCCAAGAUGAGACUCCUUUAAUUUCCAGCUUUACCGAGGGUCUAUGGUGCCAUCCAGCAGUGAAGAGUUUCUGGACUUUCGUCUACUUGAGUCUCUAAAAGCAAAAUAAAUGCCCUCAUUGUAAUUUUUUGUAUCGGAGCUUUUUAUUGAACCCACUGUGUCAUAAUGUCCACAUUCUUUAUGUAGUCGAAGCAGGAGGAGCCAGUUGUACGUCAUUUAAAACCAGAGGGACUGUCAUCCAGAUAUCUCACUGCACAUGAUAAAGGAAUCAUAUAUAUAUUGAUAAUAGAUCCAUAUAUUUAUUUCAGAUUUAGAAAAUAGUUUUUUUCUGUAUAUGAGAUGCAUCUUUCAGGGUUUUCUUACACUCUUGUUUUGGAGUUGAAGGGUGAACUACAUUUUGGAUGAGUAGUCUGUUGUUUGGUUCUUCGAAUGACCUUUCACUUUCACUUCCAUGAACUGAAAUCUGAAAACAACCCACAGCUGCUAGUAAAUCAGUCCGAGUGAUUGUUCAAGGCUAGAGGCCAAGAUGUGCCACAGUUUAAUUAAAAAAGUAAUAAACAGGGACCUAAAUGUGUCAGUAUGUAAAAUGUCAACAACCGCAGCUUAACCCCGAUACAUUCAUACCCUUGAGAGAUUUAGAUUUGAAAACAGUACAACAGAUUUUUCAAAAAAAAAAUUUUAUGAAGAAAAAAAAAAAAUCAUUCAACCACUACAUUCUUACCUGAUUGGUAGACAGACUGCCUUCUCACAAAACAAGAUACAACAAUGUUUUUCGCAGCAUAGAAAUAUCUUUUAUUGUCCUUAUUCGGGGAAAUUCAGGUGUUCCAACAGCAAAAAGAAAGGCAAAAUGGAAACAUGAAGAUUUACAAAAAUGAUUCAUUUACAUUUGAGCAAAAAACAAAAACAAAAUAACAAUACUCAAAUGUACUUUGACCAUUUUCAAUCAUCCAUCCGUUUUCUACAGGCACUUUUCCUUGCAGAGUCACGGGGGGUCAUUGGGCAAGAGGCAGGGCAGACCAUGGACAGGUCGUCAGUCCAUCACAGGACAACACAGAGACACAGCAAGGACAACCAUACAUGCACGCUCACACCUAAGUACAAUUUAGAGAGCACAAUUAACCUCACAGUCAUGUUUUGGACUGUGGGAGGAAGCCGGAGUACCCGGGGAGAACCCACUCAAGCACAGGGAGAACAUGAAAACCCAAUGCAAAAAGACCGAACCCAGAACCAAGCCUGAUGUUGGAAGGGCUCAUUCCCAUCACCCUAAAACUUAGGUCCCUCCGCAGAUUCUCCCACAGAGUACUUCCCCUCAGAAGAAGCUUGUUAGUCAAAUUAAAAGAUUACUUCAAAUCUAAUUCUGUCAGAGGUAUGAAAUACUUUGGGCUUAACUGUGCACAGAAAUCUUCAGUCAACAUUUGUCUUCUUUUUACUAAGAACAGGACAGCCAAGGGUACAGUUUCCCUUUAGUUUACAUGAACACGAGAGGAGUAUCAGGGUAUUUUUAUUAGAAUUGCUUGAAAUAACAUCAAAUUUUACCAAAAUGUUCUGAAUCUGAAAAAGUAGCCAUAAAGGACAUUGAUUUCUGGCAGAAUAUAGCCAACUGUCUUAUAGCUGAACUUACAAGAUGUUGCUCCAAUGGUUUAUUCCUGUAGUAUUGCAGUGAUCAGCUAAGAUAAUUGUAGUGUGACAUGUGUGGGUUUUUUGGAAGAUGUAAAUAGGAGGGGUUAUAAUUUUUAAUUGUCUGAGACUCAAUUGUAAAUUUUCAAUUUACAAUUGUAGAUUUUGGUGUGAACGUAAAGAGAAAAGAAAAACCCUUCCUCUUAAAAUGUCAGUCAAAAAUGUCUAAAAUUAACAGUUGUCUCUUGAGCCAGCCUGGUCCUGAUCUGCAUGUAACAAUUGAGGAUUUUGUUGAACAUGAUAUUUUGCAAAACAUAUUGUAUUAAUUGAUCUAUUUUGUUUUACCAAAGUGCAUAUGUACGUAGGUCUGUGUGAGCCGUUUCGUAAGAGAUGUCAAUAAUUUUACAGUGAAGAGCUAUUUGCAUGUAAUAUAUUGUAUCGUACUUUAGGGUAUGUUUUGUAGCCUUGUAAUUAUUUUUGUAUUUAUUUUAGAUAACAGUUUAAGGUGGUGAAGUGACAUGUGGCGUCCCUUUGCUUUUUGUAGCACUGCAACACUUUUCAUCAGCCUUAAUCUAAAUUAUAACCCGCAAAAGGUUACCCUUAGGUAAAUUCUGAAUAAAUCAGAGCUGAAAAACCUUUUGUGUUAUCUAAUUAUUUUAUUGUAAAUAAACGGAGGCCUGUGAAAUAAUUACCAUAUUUUGGGUUUUGCUGGGGUUCAUGGAGGAGAACGGGCAGAUAAAAUCAAAUUUGUUUCAUUUUAAAUAUAAAACUGUUAUUUAUUGACUUUAGGCUGAUAUAAUUUGGGGUUAUGGAUUAAAAGGAAUGAUAAAAGAUUCCAUAAAGCUGUUUUAUGCUGUUUGUGUGUUUUUUUUUUUUCAAAUGGAACAAAAAACAAAAUUACCAAAUGAUAUGUGCAAAAAUUGUAUUGAACCCAAGUGAAUAUUUAUUGCAGAGAGAUUUUCCCAGAUUUAGUUUCAACAAGUAACUCCUGAGAGCUUUUAAUUUUAUUUGAUAAUUUUAUUGUCAGUUAGUGUUUCUGCGUUCACUGUGACGGUAGAAUA
Messenger RNA from Fundulus heteroclitus (mummichog), 4380 nucleotides. Its product is annotated as chromodomain Y like 2. Bases 294 to 1640 code for a protein of 448 amino acids. Gene Ontology annotation, cellular component: nucleus. The record is from RefSeq and is a predicted model, not a curated record. The transcript is spliced from 6 exons. NCBI's taxonomy places the organism in Eukaryota, Metazoa, Chordata, Actinopteri, Cyprinodontiformes, Fundulidae. Gene Ontology annotation, molecular function: transcription corepressor activity.